AUGAAGACAUCCUCGCCCUACACCGCAAGAGUGCACCAGCCUUUUCCUCGCUUGUCCGUAGGUCAUUCACGAGAAUUAUUACCAAGUGACGCAGGAACCAGGGCAGAAAGUAGUCUUGUCAAUGGGAUAGAAGAUGACGCCUGUUGCAGAGAGGAAAUGUCACUUGAGCCGGAUCGCGAAUCCUCAUGCGCCUCCGAUAAAUUAAUUGAGCAUGAGCCGGAAAAAAAAGGAACCAACGAGAUGUUGUCCUCCGAGUUGCCGAAACCAAUUACUGAAGGUGGAAGGACUGGAAAACAACGGGACGCUAGUGCCAUUCGAUGGGCUCCCAUAAAUAUCCCUCUGCGACGACGGUUACAGACGUUGGUGGUACUCUUUCAUACUCUCUGCAUGGCACUCAGUGUAUCGUUAUUUUUCUUCCUCUUCGCCAUACCUAUUUUUUGGCCGUUGUUGGUACCGUACAUGCUCUAUUGCAUGUACUCGACAUCUUCCACAUCCGGAGACUUGAGCCACAGAUCGCCUUUUCUCCGAUCAUUAUCGGUAUGGGACUUAUUUGCAACAUACUUUCCCGCACGACUACAUCGUAGCCAAAACCUCAUAGCGACACGAAAAUAUAUAUUUGGUUACCAUCCACAUGGCAUCAUCUCAAUGGGGGCUUUCGCAGCUUUCUGUACUGAGUCUCUUGGUUUUGCAACCCUUUUUCCUGGAAUCGAAAACACACUUCUCACCUUAGAUUCAAAUUUCAGAAUCCCCAUCUACCGAGAUUACGCUUUGGCAAUGGGAUUGGCAUCAGUUUCAAAAGAAUCCUGCGAAAACUUACUCUCAAAAGGGGGAAUAAAUAACGAAGGCAUGGGUCGAGCAAUCACUAUAGUAAUUGGUGGAGCGCGUGAAUCCUUGAAUGCUCAGCCGGGUACGUUACGAUUAGUCCUCAAACGACGUAAAGGCUUUGUCAAGAUGGCCUUCCGAACGGGAGCCGAUCUUGUACCUGUACUUGGGUUCGGUGAGAAUGACCUCUAUGAUCAGGUCCAGCCUGAUGAGUAUCCUAAUAUCUAUCGCCUGCAAUUGCUAGUGAAAAAAUUACUUGGAUUCACCAUUCCUCUGUUUCAUGCCCGGGGGAUUUUCAAUUACGAUAUGGGCCUAAUGCCUUAUCGUCGGCCCAUGAAUAUUGUUGUAGGCCGACCGAUCUUGGUAGAACAGAAUCAUGACCCUGGACAAGAGCAAAUUGAUCAUGUCCAUGAACAAUACGUUCAAGAGCUAGAGCGCAUAUGGAACAUGUGGAAAAAUGAAUAUGCGCCUUACCGUAAAGAGGAGUUGGUUUUCGUACGUUAA
Messenger RNA from Blumeria graminis f. sp. triticale, 1326 nucleotides. The record is from the annotation of a GenBank genome assembly. NCBI's taxonomy places the organism in Eukaryota, Fungi, Ascomycota, Leotiomycetes, Helotiales, Erysiphaceae.